AUGUUGAGAAAAUUUCUGCUUCAAGCUUCCACUCGUCGUAAUUUUACAGCUUCUUCUUCAUCAUCAUUCGCAUUCUUUCGACAAUGUUCCUCAUCCUCUCAAAUUCCAAACAGUCAUUUCGUCGAACACUUGGAGGACUCCGCAGAAUCCCCACCUUCUGCUACAAUUUCCAUCGACCGCACAGCCUUGUAUAAUCCUCCUGAGCAUUCACACGAACAGUCUGCUGAGUCUGAGCUCGUUAAGCACCUCAAGAAUAUCAUCAAGUUUAGAGGGGGGCCAAUCACUGUGGCUGAGUAUAUGGAGGAAGUCUUGACGAAUCCAAAGGCGGGGUAUUAUAUUAAUCGAGAUGUGUUUGGAGCAGAUGGUGAUUUCAUUACCUCCCCAGAAGUGAGCCAAAUGUUUGGAGAGAUGAUUGGUGUUUGGGCAAUGUGCCUCUGGGAGCAAAUGGGAAAGCCAAAUAAAGUAAACUUAGUUGAGCUUGGACCAGGGAGAGGAACUCUCUUGGCUGAUCUUCUACGUGGUGCGACAAAGUUCAAGAAUUUCACGGAUUCUCUGCACAUUCAUAUGGUUGAAUGUAGCCCAACAUUACAAAAACUCCAGUAUCAGAACUUGAAGUGUAUGACUGAGAAUAGUUCUGAUGGGAAUGAGGAAAAAAGGAUUAAGAGCACAAUAGCUGGGGCCCCUGUAUCCUGGCAUGCAUCGCUCGAGCAGGUUCCUACAGGAUUGCCUACAAUCAUCGUUGCUCAUGAAUUCUUUGAUGCUCUACCCCUGCACCAAUUUCAGAAAGCUUCUCGUGGUUGGUGUGAGAAGAUGGUUGAUGUUACUGAAAAUUCGUCGUUUCGUUUUGUUUUAUCUCCACAGCCCACACCUGCAACUCUCUAUCUCAUGAAGCGCUGCAAAUGGGCUGACUCUGAAGAAAUUGCCAAGCUUGAUCAUAUCGAGGUCUGCCCCAAGGCAAUGGAUUUGACCCAAGAAAUUUCCAAAAGAAUAGGCAUCGAUGGUGGUGGUGCUCUCAUAAUUGAUUAUGGCCUCAAUGGAAUAGUCUCAAAUAGUCUUCAGGCAAUUCGAAAGCACAAGUUUGUUGACAUACUGGAUAAUCCUGGCUCAGCCGAUCUCAGUGCGUAUGUUGAUUUUGCUGCAAUUAAGCACUCUGCUGAGGAAGUUUCAGGUGUGUCUGUCCAUGGCCCGAUGACCCAGUCUCAGUUUCUUGGUUCUCUUGGAAUUAAUUUUCGGGUUGAAGCACUGUUGGAAAACUGCACAGAAGAACAGGCUGAAUCUCUAAGGACAGGAUAUUGGCGUCUGGUUGGUGAAGGUGAAGCACCAUUUUGGGAGGGUCCUGACAAUCAAACUCCUAUAGGCAUGGGUACUCGGUAUUUAGCUAUGGCAAUUGUGAACCAGAAACAAGGCGUUCCAGUACCAUUUCAGUAA
Fraxinus pennsylvanica is the source of this 1428-nucleotide messenger RNA. The record is from the annotation of a GenBank genome assembly. NCBI's taxonomy places the organism in Eukaryota, Viridiplantae, Streptophyta, Magnoliopsida, Lamiales, Oleaceae.